UGGCCCAAACCCCUAUACAGACAGCGCCCUAAGCCCUAUCGGCCUACCCUGUACCCUCCCAACUCUCUCAUAUUUAUACAGAAGGUUCAGAAACACAUCACAUCAGUCUCAAGCAGCUAUCAAUCCACAGCACCUUUAAAAGCGUACAGAUUGAUUUGAGGUUUUUGAUACGGAGUGUACGGACAAAGAUGGAGGCCAUAGCAGUUGCAGCGCCACCCAGUCAACAGCCGGAGGAGAAGAUUCACAGCGAUGUCAUGCUCUUCAACCGCUGGUCAUACGACGACAUUGAGGUUAAGGACCUUUCUGUUGAGGAUUACAUAACUGCAACUGCCGCCAAGCACCCGAUCUACAUGCCCCACACGGCCGGGAGGUACCAGGCCAAGCGGUUCAGGAAGGCCCUGUGCCCAAUUGUCGAGAGGCUGACCAACUCGCUCAUGAUGCAUGGCCGUAACAAUGGUAAGAAGAUGAAGGCUGUCGCCAUUGUCAAGCACGCCAUGGAGAUCAUCCACUUGUUGACUGAUGCGAACCCGAUUCAAGUUAUUGUUGAUGCAGUGAUCAACAGUGGACCAAGAGAAGAUGCGACCAGAAUUGGGUCAGCAGGUGUUGUGAGACGUCAAGCAGUUGAUAUUUCCCCCCUUCGUCGUGUAAAUCAGGCGAUAUAUCUGCUGACAACUGGCGCCAGAGAAAGUGCUUUCCGGAAUAUUAAGACUAUUGCUGAAUGCCUUGCUGAUGAGCUCAUCAAUGCUGCUAAAGGUUCUUCCAACAGGUAA
Messenger RNA from Striga asiatica, 770 nucleotides. Lineage: Eukaryota; Viridiplantae; Streptophyta; Magnoliopsida; Lamiales; Orobanchaceae. The record is from the annotation of a GenBank genome assembly.